Schistocerca piceifrons (Central American locust) is the source of this 6978-nucleotide messenger RNA. RefSeq names its product DNA polymerase theta (gene DNApol-theta). Gene Ontology annotation, biological process: double-strand break repair via alternative nonhomologous end joining; DNA-templated DNA replication. Lineage: Eukaryota; Metazoa; Arthropoda; Insecta; Orthoptera; Acrididae. The transcript has 28 exons. Gene Ontology annotation, molecular function: ATP binding; DNA binding; DNA-directed DNA polymerase activity. The record is from RefSeq and is a predicted model, not a curated record. Bases 95 to 6724 code for a protein of 2209 amino acids.
UUAGCUCUUAAUAUUUUGCGAGUUUGUAGAACAUUUUUACAGAAAUCUUUUAUGAGAUAUUGAUCGUGAUUUUAUCUAGUGGUUUUUUGUGUAAAUGGAGAGUCCAUGUGCCAUAAACGGUUUGGAAAGUGCUUCGUUUGGAAAUGACACCUUAGCGGCAUUAUGUCAACUUGAAAGCGACUUGCAACCAUGUAGCAGCAAAGGCGUAGAUAAUAAUGCCAGUGACCAGUCGUCGCAAACAUUGACGAAUGUUUCAGAACAUCAAGAUGUAAAUGCGUCGGAGUAUACAUCCCCUCACAAUAAGACUACCCAGAGCAACAUAACAUUUCUCAGUACCCAAGAAAAACAGGAUCUGAAGUCUUGGGGCCUCCCGGAAGCUGUAUUGAAGGAGUAUCAUUCAGCUGGAGUAAAAUCAAUGUUCUCCUGGCAAGUAGAGUGCUUAUGCAGUCCAAAUGUUCUGGAUGGAGGGAAUCUUGUCUAUUCAGCUCCAACAUCAGCUGGUAAAACAUUAGUUGCUGAAAUUUUAGCAAUAAAAACUGUGCUAGAGAGAAAGAAGAAAGUCAUCAUCAUUCUCCCAUUUGUUUCUGUCGUCAGAGAGAAAAUGUUUUACUUUCAGGACUUACUGGGCAGCUCUGGUGUGAGAGUGGAAGGACUCAUGGGCUCACAUCGAAUUUUUGGAGGCUUUAAAAAAAUACAGAUUGCCAUCUGCACCAUAGAAAAGGCAAAUAGCUUGAUUAACAGGCUUCUGGAGGAUGGUCAGAUCAAAGACCUAGGUGCAGUUGUGGUAGAUGAGCUGCAUUUAGUAGGGGAUCCUUUUCGUGGUUAUUUACUAGAAUUGCUGCUCACAAAAAUCCAGUAUAUGAAUACUCGUGAAAAGGGUGUAUCUAUUCAGAUUGUUGGAAUGUCAGCAACCUUGCCAAACCUUGACCUCUUAGCUAAAUGGCUUAAAGCAGGUCUGUACAGAACAGAUUUUCGACCUGUCCCUUUGCAGGAGUUUCUCAAAGUGGAAUCACUUAUAUAUGAUAAAACUCUGAAGGUUCAUAGAGUGCUGCAGCCUGAAGUGAUAAUACAGGACGACAGUGAUCAUGUCAUCUACCUCUGCCUAGAAACUUUAUUCGCAGGGCAUUCUGUCCUAAUAUUUUGCCCAACUAAAAACUGGUGUGAAAGUCUGGCUCAACAUAUUGCAAAGGAAUUCCAGACUCUUGGUAAUUCAAAACAUGACUUGGGAUGCAAGCUCCGAAGCCAGCUUAAUACGUCUGCUAUAGUAGAAGCACUGGAGCAGCUGAAGAGGUGUCCUGUUGGCUUAGAUACUGUGUUGCGGAAGACUGUAUCGUUUGGUGUGGCUUUCCAUCAUGCAGGUUUGACCUUAGAUGAAAGGGAUAUAAUUGAAGGUUUAUUUCGUGGAGGAGUUAUACGUGUUCUUGUUGCUACGUCUACUCUCUCAUCAGGUGUCAACUUACCUGCCAGGCGAGUUAUCAUUAGGUCUCCAUUAUUUUGUGGUGAAGCCAUAGGAAUUCAAACAUAUCGCCAAAUGAUUGGAAGAGCUGGGAGACUGGGAAAGGACACGGAAGGUGAAAGUUUUCUUGUUUGCACAAAAUCUGAGAAAAGAAUUGGUGAAAAAUUGAUUCGAUCAGAUUUACAGCCAAUAGAAAGUUGCCUAGGAUUUGGAGAACUUUCAGCUAGUUUGAAGAGAGCAGUUUUGGAGAUAAUAGCAAGUGGUGUAGCUACAACACCAGAACAGAUAGAUAUUUAUAUGAACUGCACAUUACUGGCUGCAUCCAACUCGGUGUCGGAAAAUCCCAUUAAAGCAUGCAUAAAAUUUUUGAAAGAAAAUGAGUUGAUCAGACUUCAGAACAAGGAUGAUAAAACACAAUAUGUGCCCACACCACUUGGUGCAGCCUGUUUGGCUGCAUCCAUUCCUCCUGAUGAUGGCCUAGAACUCUUCAGAGAGCUUCAGCGGGCAAGGCAAUGUUUUGUUUUGGAGAAUGAUUUACAUCUAGUGUACCAGGUAACUCCGCUGAACAUAGCCGCACAAUGGGGGAAUUUAGACUGGUUUCAGGUAAUGACACUCUGGGAGCAACUCCCAACGAGCAUGCGGCGUGUAGGGGAGCUAGUAGGCAUUGAAGAAGUUUUCAUGGUUAAAGCACUCAGAGGGACUGUAAACCUCCAGAGCAAGAAAGAGAUUGGCAGAAUAAAUCUGAGAAAAAUGGCCAUACACCGUCGGUUUUAUACAGCAUUGGCUCUUCAGGACCUUAUUAAUGAAGUUCCUCUCACAGAAGUGGCCAACAAAUUUAAAUGUAGCAAAGGAAUGUUGCAGUCCCUUCAGCAGUCUGCCUCUACUUAUGCAGGUAUGGUAACAGCAUUUUGCAAGAGAUUGGGAUGGGACAAUAUGGAAUUAUUAUUUUCUCAGUUUCAAGACAGAUUACAAUUUGGCAUUCAUCGGGAGUUGUGUGAUCUAAUGAGACUUGAUCUGCUUAAUGGGCUACGAGCGAGAGCUUUGUUUAAUGCUGGUAUCACGUCACUUGCUUCUCUUGCUGCAGCUGAUGUAUGUGAAGUGGAAAAUGCUCUACAUGCUGCAAUCCCAUUUCAGAGUUCAAAAGAAUUGGAUGGGGAAUCAUCUUUUGAGACCGCUAAAAGAAAUGAAAUGAAAAGUGUGUGGAUAACUGGUAGACGUGGUCUGACAGAGAGAGAAGCUGCAACAUUGCUCAUUAAAGAAGCAAGGUUUAUGCUCCAGAAAGAACUUGGACUGGCUGAUGCAAAAUGGGAGAUGGUCGGAGAAGCCUCGGAUUCUUCGGGUUACACUAGCUCUUCUAGUACAAGUUCACAUGAAUCCUCUGCUGAACAUAGCCAUAUUUUGGACGAAAUAGUGGAAUGCCAUGCAACGACGCAAAUGACAUCUGAUGAGAGUGUUAAGAUACGUGCAAAUGAAAAAAACAAAAACUCUAGUCAUUUUUGUGAACCUGUCUCUUUGAGCUCAAAUGAAACCAAAAAACAAAUUAUAAACAUCGCAGGGAACUCUUUACUAACAGAGAGAAAAGAAAUUAGUGAUUCGCCUUGUGUUUCCAAAUGUGGUACUUCAGCUCCUGGACCAUUUGAAAUACAUUAUAAAACACAUAAAGACGAUCUGAAUGACAGCUUACAUCAGGGUACUCCAGAUAAAUGCGUUAUAAAAGAGACAGAAAAUGCUACAGGACUUUGUGACAUGGCUCAGCCCAUACCUAAAAUGGAUCAUGGUUUAGAUCUUUCUACGUCUGAAAGGUCCGCAUUCGAACAAGUUGAUGAUGCCAUUGUUAAAGACCACUCGAAAACUGUAAUAGAUUCUUCAAUUGAAGAUCUGUUGCAUGAGAGACCAACUUCAAGUAGAAACAGCUCUGAUUUCUUUGCAUCACCUUCUUCUGAAAAUAAUUACAGGAGUCCCAGCCUGUUUGGGGACAGCUUUUCCAUAAAUACACAGCUUGAAGAUGUUCUAGAUUGUAACAUCUCACCUGUGAAUACCACAAAGGUAGCUGCACAUGUCUAUAACCUACGGAAAAGAGAAUCUGAGAAAACAAAUAUACCUUUCUCACCUAAACAAGAUUCUGCUGACAACUUUUCAAUAAAUACACAACUUGCAGAUGUCCUAGAUUGCAAGAUCUCACCCUUGAAUGGUGCAAAGACACCACUACCCCUCUUUAACUUGAAAGAAAGAGGAGACUGCAUGAAGACAAAUAUGCAUUCGUCUCCUAAACAAGAUUGUACAAGCAGCCUUAUAGUAAACACGCCUCUCGGAGAUGUCCUGGAUUGUAACAUUUCAUCUGCUACAGAGACACCUCGGCAAGUAUGUAACAGUCAGAGAAGUGGAGAAUGUGGGAAAACAACUUUACUUUUGUCUCCGAAACAAAAUUUUCCAUUGUCAGUGGAACAACAUGAUGAUAAACAGGCUGCUCUAUUAACAGAACACACAAACACAAAAUCAGAAACCAUAGGAUUUGCUGAUGAUUCAGUUAUAACAGAUUCUUUUCUUGAAAAUGCUUUCAGGACAUAUCUCCCAUUGAAUUCAGAAGUAGUGUCACCAUCAGAUUCUGAAAAAAGUGAAAGCACCUCUAGAAAGAAAUCAAAGUUCUCUACAGUGGGAUUGAAGACACCAAAUGCAAAACCAAUCAAAGAUAGAAAGUUAACACUCUCCAAGAAGAAGCGAAAGAAUCAUGAGAAUGCAACUGAUGUGGAGUUGAUGAAAAGCUUGGUGAGCCCAUCAAAAAAAAUAAGACUUUGCACAGGUAUAAACAGUGAAAAAUCACCUCAGAUAUUGCUCGCAACUCACAAUAAGACUCCAGCGAGAUUGAGUAAUGUAUCUUUUGACACUCCAGCUGACCAUGUCUCUAAAAACCUCAAGGCGAGAAAACUAAGAUUUAGCAAAGUUACAGUGUUUCACAGCAGCUCAGAAGAGGAAGGAGAAGAAGACGAAGAAAAUAAUGAGACUAACGUCCUUGCAAGAUCAUCACAAAAGAGCACAGUACAGUCCUUCUCUUUGCGUAGCAAAAUGGCACCAGUUAGUAUGAAAUUUAAUACACCAUGCAAAAGCAGUGCCCAGAAUGCUGGUGAGAUCAGUGAACCGGGAAGGAAACUGGAUGUUGAAAGUGGGAGUGAGAAGCAACUCACCUCUGCUAUCAGUGAGGAGAAAGAUGGAAAGCAACGGAUGGUACAACUUACUCCACCUGUGAACUGUAAUUUAUCAGGAGAUACAACUGAUUGCAUUGAUAUCAUAAAUGUAUCUGGACAUGCAGAUAUCUUUUCCACUUUCAAGAGUGAACUUCAGCAUGUGAAACAUUUUUCCAUCUCAUUAGCCUGUGAUAAAUAUGAAACCGAAAAGCAAACUGCAAUAGGCAACAAAAUAUUGGGUAGGAAAAGAAAGAAGGUAGAAGGGGACAAAAGUUCACAGUUUGUGCAUGGUGAGCGACAUGCUGUUGGCAUUGCCAUAUGCUGUGGUGGUUAUAAUGUUUAUUACAUCUCUCUGCUGGAUGAAGGUAACAGCUCUGAUGCCAUUCCUGUACAAGAAAGGAUUCUGCUGCUUAAAGAAAUGCUCACAAAUUCCACUUGCCAGAAAUCAGUAAGUGUGUUUGAUGGAAAAGAAAUGUACAAAGCUUUGUAUAACUGCCUUGGUAUACGACUUCAUGGUCUGACUUGUGAUCCAAAGAUUGCUGACUGGCUGCUUAAUCCAGAAGGAAGAGAAAAAAAUUUGCAAGCAAUGGCAAUACAUUAUUGCCCAGAGGUGAGCCAGGUUGCAGUCCUAGUUGGUCCCAUCCGUGGUGUUGGCAGCCCAGCCCUAAAUAUCAGUAGCUCCGUUUCAGCACAGCUGCGUUCUUCUGCUGAGGCUUUAGUUACAUGGCACACUGUGAACGCUCAGUUCAAACUGUUGUCUGAAAACAAGUUGCUUCAAGUAUUUGAAGAAGUAGAAAUGCCAACACUUUUAUGCCUUGCUCGGAUGGAACUAAGUGGAAUUGGUUUUAGUAUUAAUGAAGCUGAAAGACUAAGAAAUGUUCUUCUCAGUCAGAUGUCAUCAUUUGAAAAUAAAGCCUAUAAGCUUGCUGGCCACACAUUUUCUCUGACAUCCCCAGCUGAUGUUUCAAAGGUAUUGUUCAAAGAGUUAGGACUGAAUCCUGGUAAGACUCCAUAUGGUCAAAAGCCGAGCACCAACAAAGAUGCACUCCUUCCUCUGAAGCAAUACCACCCAUUACCUGAAGUAAUUUUGCAAUGGAGGAAAAUUAAUACCAUAUUAACAAAGACCCUUUAUCCACUCUUAAAUUCAGACUCAGCCAAACGCAUAUUUGGUUGUUACAUACCUCGCACUGCCACAGGAAGAAUCUCUAUGCAUGAACCAAAUAUGCAAAAUAUACCGCGAGACUUUGAUGUUUCUGGCUGUGAUGGAGAAAAUUUGUCAAUAAGCAUGAGGCUAGCUUUUAUUCCAAAGCCUGGCAAUGUAUUCUUAUCAGCAGACUACUCUCAGCUUGAGCUCCGUAUUUUGGCACACUUAUCAGGUGAUCAUAUACUCCUAGAUAUACUCAAUUCAGACAAGGACGUAUUCCGUGGGAUUGCUUCUAUAUGGAACAAAAUUCCAGAAUCUGAGGUAACUGACAAACUUCGUCAACAUGCCAAACAAGUAUGCUAUGGUAUGAUAUAUGGCAUAGGAUCAAAGGCCCUGGGAGAACAACUUGAAGUCAAUGAAACUCAAGCAGCAGAAUUCAUGGAAACAUUCAAAAGAGCUUAUCCUGGUGUCAGAAAAUAUGUCGAAGACACUAUUAAGAAGUGCAGAGCAAAAGGCUAUAUUGAAACACUGCAUGGGAGAAAACGUUUCUUGCCAGCAAUAAACAGCCCAAACCAAAUUAUAAGAGCUCAUGCAGAACGACAAGCUGUUAAUUCUACCAUUCAAGGAUCAGCUGCUGAUGUUGCAAAGAAAGGGAUGGUGCUUGUGGAGUCAAGAUUAGCUGCAUCACUUUCACAUAAUCCAUCUGUGGUGACUAGGGCACAAGAUCAGAGAACCAAUAAACUAAGUGUUACAGCACCUAAAGCAGAGUUAAUUUUGCACUUGCAUGAUGAACUCUUAUAUGAGGUAUCAAAAGGGGAACUACAGAAGGUAGCUCAGAUUGUUAAAUCUGGAAUGGAAUCAGCAGCAAUCCUUUCAGUGAAGUUGCCAGUAAAGAUAAAAACAGGCAAUUCUUGGGGAUCCCUGAAGGAUAUGGAAAUAUAGAUAUCUUCUGUUCAAAAUGUUGAAUUAAAGCAAAUAAUAAUAUUUCUGCAGUCACUAACUGAUAUGACCCCACCUUAAAAAAAGAAACUAUCAUUUAUUGUAUACAAAAUCAUGAAAACAUUCAAUUAUUUUAUUAUUAGAGUUAAAAAUAAUGUGUAAAAGAUUGUUGCAAGCAUGUUGUUCCGAGAAUUUUUUUUUCCAUUUAUGCCAUGUUCAUAUUUUGUAAGUUUUUUGAACACACUGUUUUAUUCUUU